This is a messenger RNA of Danaus plexippus (monarch butterfly), 954 nucleotides long. RefSeq lists its product as uncharacterized. The transcript is spliced from 5 exons. NCBI's taxonomy places the organism in Eukaryota, Metazoa, Arthropoda, Insecta, Lepidoptera, Nymphalidae. The record is from RefSeq and is a predicted model, not a curated record. Bases 213 to 833 code for a protein of 206 amino acids.
AAUCAAAAAUAUGAAAAUCAAUAAAAGCAAAUCCGUGAGAAACAUGAAUUAGGCAAAAUAAAAUUUCACAUUGCCCUAAAAAAAAAAAAUAUCUUUAUUUCUAUAUAAAUAAUGUAAAAAUUUAUUAAAAAAUAAAUAAAUUGAGAAUUGUUUUGAAAAAAAUGUUAAUUGUGGGGCAUUAAGUAGCUUUUAAAUUAGAAAGUGUUAAAAAUAUGUCCAGCUGCUGUACCUGCCCCGGUGCCAGCAGUAGUGCAGGCAAUGCGAGUCUGCCCCUGAUUUGCCUCGUGCCCCGCGAUGGAACCUCGGAAAACAAAACGGGGCCCCGCCCUACGGCAGCCAAGAUGUCUGCUCAAAGCGACUUUCAACUCCUUGAUGAAGAAUACAUUAAAAAACACUUUAAACUACCCCAGCGGUCUCUCUACUUGGAUCCAUUUAGGCGUCCACUGAUCACUUUUCCUAUGACUCAAGAAGAUGUAAGGCACUUUAAUUUGGCCCGGAAGUACAAGAUCAAUCAGCAAAUCCUAGAUGGUUUCCUCGAUCCUAGCGAAGCUAUCACUGCGCCUAGUGUAUUUCCUUAUGCCAAGACGGAGGCUGAGAAGAGAAAAGAGGCUGACGAAGAUGAGGAAAUCAUAUACAUCUUACAAUUGCCUGACUGGGAGUUUAAAUGUCCAGUGCACAACCAGUCUGUACGAACGCCAAGGUUCAUUUGGCAUUCCUGUAAAAAGACAAAAGGUAAAAGCGGGGAAUUAAAACAAGGUGGCGGACCGUUGAAUAAACCGAAGCCGUGGUUACUCAGCAGACAUACAGAUUUCGAUUUACUCUCACAAUGGUAGACAAAUAGUCGUGUUUUUGAAUAUAAAUUUCGACAUGACGUUUACAGUCCAACAGCUUUGUGAAAAAGAAAUUGAAAGUAAUUGAUAUAUUAAAUAAAUAAAAAAAAAGAAAUAAGGGUCA